Antrostomus carolinensis (chuck-will's-widow) is the source of this 1819-nucleotide messenger RNA. It is a transcript of the gene RASSF3, whose product is annotated as Ras association domain family member 3. The record is from RefSeq and is a predicted model, not a curated record. Gene Ontology annotation, biological process: signal transduction. Gene Ontology annotation, cellular component: cytoplasm. The coding region runs from base 1 to 909 and encodes 302 amino acids. The transcript is spliced from 5 exons. Lineage: Eukaryota; Metazoa; Chordata; Aves; Caprimulgiformes; Caprimulgidae.
AUGCAGCCACCCGGGCCCCCGGACAGAGCGGGGAGGAGGCGGUGGGAAAGGGCUUCCCCCUCGGGCUUCGAGCCCUACGCGGACCAGGGUCUCUCUGAGGGGCUCCGGCAGCCUGCCGGGGUGUCCCGCUCAGAAACCGGCCUGCGGGAGCCGGGUCGGACCCGCCGGAGUCCGGCGGGCUGGGGGUGUGAUCAAAAAUCACAUGUUUGUGUGGGGAGUAACCGUGCUAUCAGCCCGCAGUCGGCCCUGCUGGCAGCUCUCCGCUGGGAUGUUCAGAAGGAGGGAGAACCUCAUGUUUAUCUCAGUAAAGAAGAAGUUAAAGAGAAGAUACAAAGCUAUAAUUCAUCUGUCACUGAUAAAUUAAAGAUGACCUUGAAUGCGAAUGGGAUUUACACUGGCUUCAUCAAAGUUCAGAUGGAACUAUGCAGACCGAUCACUGUGCAGUCCUCCCAGAGCCAGGGGAGGUGUGCUCACAGCAAUAAUGACACUGCUUUUUACUUGCCGGAUGGCUGCGUGAAUACCCUUCACAUCAGCAGCACCAAUACUGUUCGUGAAGUCAUCGAGGCCUUGCUCAAAAAGUUUUUCGUGGCUGACAACCCUGCAAAGUUUGCACUUUAUAAACGCUGUCACAAGGAAGACCAAGUUUAUACAUGCAAGCUGUCAGACCGAGAACAUCCCCUCUACCUGCGUUUGGUGGCAGGCCCCCGAACAGAAAUGCUCAGUUUUGUUCUACGUGAGCACGAAACUGGAGAAGUCCUGUGGGAAGCUUUUACUAUUCCUGAACUGCAAAACUUCUUGCGUAUACUGGACAAAGAGGAAAAUGAGCAACUGCAAAUCUUAAAGAAGCGUUACGCAGCUUACAGAGACAAACUUGAAGAAGCCCUUGGUGGGGUGUGGAAACCUGAUUAAAAGGGGGCCAAAGGACACUCAGGAAAAAUGCACGCAACCAAAUGUCAGUAUAGCAUGCCAAACCCAAUGUACAAAGAGCAGCAGAGAGUAGUUUUCUUUAUUCAGAAGACUGUUUUGUGAUGCCAGAGUACCUGAAUUUUGCUAUAGACUUAGUUCCAUAAGCCAGGUCACUUAGCAUCUUGCACCCACAAGUAAGGGAUUCUGCACGUUUGUACAUCAGUUUGCAAGCCUCGGUGUGCCUAGAGUUUUCCAAGUUAUCUUGGUGCAAGCUGUGAAACUGUAAUCAAUUUUCUAGGAUGCUAUGAAAUAAGAUUUUAUGUUUUUUUCUUCUUUGCUUUAAUGGUAGCUUUACAAGUGAGGAUGUGCAAAUUGAUGGGUUAAAAAAUGAAUUAAACCAGCUGGACAAGAAUUAGUUGGAGCACUAUCUUUGAGAUUAAAUUGAUUUGCACUACCUUUCUGUUUUCAAAUAGUUACUGUAUAAUUUGUGAGAGAACUGUUAUAGAUGGAAGGCAUAUGAGAUCUGGUUUAUUCUGUGAAAUUUGUGGAAGGCUUUAAAGUGGUCUUUCUGGAGAAGGUAAAGAGGAAGUUGAAAAGAAGGUCAGAGUUGAGGAAGGAAAACUCUUAACAGCUGACAGAUGAGGACUGGUUUUAAAUGGAAAUAGUAUUUAUACAGAGGAAAGUUGAAAUAGUAAUUUUACAAGAUAAAGUUUUAGGAUGUUAUAAUAUUGUGAAUAAGUUUUAUGUUUUUUUAACUGCAUAAAUCCACACUGGAAAAGAAAUAAAGAAAACAGAAAUAACGGGAAAGAAUGAGAGGCAAAAGCUAAAUAAGAAUGGCAGUGGAGCUGCACAUACAAGUCAUUAUUGGAGAAGCUGGUUCCAUAAAUGUGUAAUGGGGGUUUGAAAAGUGCAG